AUGUCCUCGUCCUGGCCGACGCUCUUCGUGCUCGUCAUAGUCCUUGUCCUCAUGGCUGUCGCCUGGUUCGGCACACGUAAAGGUCCAAACCAGACGCUGAUCCGCACGAGCCUCAUGCUCGCUCUGGCGUGCUGCUAUCUCAUGUGGGCCGUGACGUAUCUGGCGCAAGUGCAUCCUCUAGAACGACCACGGAAGUCACUGGUGGAGGAGUAA
This is a messenger RNA of Fibroporia radiculosa, 213 nucleotides long. RefSeq lists its product as uncharacterized. Gene Ontology annotation, molecular function: proton-transporting ATPase activity, rotational mechanism. Gene Ontology annotation, cellular component: vacuolar proton-transporting V-type ATPase, V0 domain. NCBI's taxonomy places the organism in Eukaryota, Fungi, Basidiomycota, Agaricomycetes, Polyporales, Fibroporiaceae. The transcript is spliced from 3 exons. The record is from RefSeq and is a predicted model, not a curated record. Bases 1 to 213 code for a protein of 70 amino acids. Gene Ontology annotation, biological process: proton transmembrane transport; vacuolar acidification.